Porites lobata is the source of this 11385-nucleotide messenger RNA. The record is from the annotation of a GenBank genome assembly. Lineage: Eukaryota; Metazoa; Cnidaria; Anthozoa; Scleractinia; Poritidae.
GAGCAUUAUUCAAGAACAACAAAAUUGAAAGCUUGGGUUUAUUGUGAAGAUGGAUUGGCAGUUUUGAAUCUGAGUGGAAAAGGGCUAUCCAAGAUACCUGACGAAGUCACUGAGCUGAGUGAAGUGCAAAAACUUAGGCUGGAUAUAAAUAACCUGACUGAAUUAUCAGCAAGAAUUAACAUGCUGAAAAAUCUUACCAGGCUCAUCUUGGAUGAAAACAAACUAACUGAACUACCUGCCGAGGUUGGCGACCUGAAAAAGCUGACGGAGCUGAGUGUAAGUAACAACCAGUUGAUUUGUAUACCUACCAGUAUACAGAAAUUGAACAGGCUUGAAGGGCUCUACCUGAAUCAUAACAAGUUAACGGAACUACCUACUGAGAUUGGGGGUCUAAAGAAGCUGAGAUGGCUGAGUGUGAGAAACAAUCAGUUGGUUUGUGUACCUACCAGUAUAAGGAACCUGACAAAACUUGAAGGACUGCACGUUGAUGAAAACGACCUCACAGAACUACCUGCUGAGAUUGGUGAAUCAAUGGAACUGAAGUGGCUGAGUGUGAGCAACAACCAUUUAGCUAUUCUACCUACAAGUAUACAAAAGCUGGAAAAGCUUGAGGGGCUUUAUUUGGAUAAUAACAAUUUAUCAGAAUUACCUGCUGAAAUUGGUGACCUGAAGGUGCUUAAGUGGUUGCGUGUAAAUAACAAUCAGUUGAUUUGUGUACCUACCAGUAUACAGAAGCUGAACAGGCUUAAAGGGCUACACUUCGAUGAUAAUGACAUAACAGAAUUACCGGCUGAGAUUAGUGAAUUGAAGGAGCUGCAGUGGCUAAGUGUGAGUAACAACCCGUUGGUUUGUGUAUCUGCCAGGAUACAGAAGCUGAAAAACCUUGUAGGGCUAUACUUGAAUAAUACAAAUUUAACAGAACUAGUUUCUGAGACUGGCGACCUGAAGGAGCUAAGGGAGCUGAAAGUGAGUAGCAACCUGUUAAGUUGUGUACCUACCAGUGUACAGACGCUGAACAAGCUUGAAGUGCUGUAUUUGGAUAAUAAUAAAUUAACUGAAUUACCUGCUGAGAUUGGUUACCUUAACGAUCUGAAGGAGUUGUGUGUGAGUAACAACCAAUUGGCUAGGUUACCUACAAGCAUACAGAAGCUGAAAAGACUUCAAGGGCUGUACUUGGAUAAUAACAACUUCACAGAACUACCUGCUGAAAUUGGUGACCUAAAAGAGCUGAAGUGGUUGAGAGUGAAUAAAAAUCAGUUGGACUGGGUACCGUGCAGUAUACAGAACCUGAAGAAGCUUAAAGGGCUGCAUCUCGAUGAUAACGAACUAAAAGAACUUUCUCCUGAGAUUGGUGACCUCAAGGAGCUAAAGUGGUUGAGCGUGAGUAACAACGUGUUAGUUUGUUUGCCUAGCCAAUUACAGAGGCUAAAGAAGCUUGUAGGCUUGUACUUGGCCAAUAACAAACUAACGGAACUGCCUGCUGCCAUUGGCGUCCUGAAGGAGUUGAGGGAACUGAAUGUGAGUAACAACCAGUUGAUUUGUGUACCUACCAGUAUACAGAAGCUGAACAAGCUUGAAUUGCUGUACUUGGAUAAUAACAAGGUAACAGAACUACCUGCUGAGAUUGGGCACCUGAUGGAGCUGAGGGAGCUGAGUGCCUGUAACAACCAGUUGGUUGGUUUGCCUACCAGUAUACAGAAGCUGAACAAGCUUAAAGGGCUGUACUUAAAUGACAACAAACUUGCAGAACUACCGGCUGAAAUUGGUGACCUAAAGGAGCUAAGGAAGCUGCAUGUGAAUAGUAAUCCUUUAAAUGUUGAUGCCAUAAGAUGUGCUCUGAAGUGGGAGAAGACAGGAAUGUUGGUAGAAACUGAUAUUGCAGGUGAAGGCAGGGAUAUUUGGAUUAAAUAAUCAUUUGUUAAAGUUCUAGUUACAUUUGCAUGUUUUAAUAAUUACUUUGUUUAUUUCUAGCGUUUCUAUUCAAAUUUUAAAUCGGUUCUGAGUAAUAUCUGUUUUUAUUUCUAGCGUUUCUUUUCAAAUUUUAAAUCGGUUGUGAGUAAUAUCUGUUAUUACAAUAAUUUUGCUACAGGAUCAACGAAGCAUUGAAGAGCUUGGAGAGCUCGGAGAGCUUGUUCACUCAAUAGGGAAUGAUCUUCAAAUGUUUUUUACAGUUCUAAGAUAGAGAUAGAACUUACCGCCGCGUUAGUGGUGUAAGUGUAUACUGAUAGAUCACUGAAAGGCAAAAUUUUUGUCAUGUUGCGAAUGUGGAACAAAGUCUCUGAUGAGAUAGACCCCCCUCCCUCUCCCCCUUGCCCUCAUGACCAUCAUAGCUUAGGCACCAGUCAAGCAGUGGCUAACCACCGAGCUGCAAUGGGACUCAAGGCGAGCUUGGGCACUUUAGCGUUCACGAGUCGUGCACACUGCAUGUAUUGUUUACAAUGUUUAGGUUAAAAUAAAACUCAUGCGGCAUUAUUCAUUGUGGUGUAUUUUCAUUCUGUUUAGUUCCUACAGAAAUAGAAGCACGAGGAGAAAGAGCAAAGCUUGCUUAUCAAAGUGCUCUUAGAGAUGGAGCUGUUAAUAUCUACCGUGGUCGGGUAUUCUUUAUUGGUCAGGAUGGGGCAGGAAAAACAAGUUUGAAGAAAUCUCUCAUCGGUUUGCCAUUCAAUCCAAAAGAAAACAGUACAACAGGAAUUGAAGUGGAUCCUUCACUCUUUCAAGUGGAUGUUGAUGAGGCUGAGAAUUGGCAACCUAUUGAUGGAAGUAAACAGGGUUUGUUGGGAUGUUCGAAAGCUGUGGCAGAGGUGGUGGUGGAAAAGCUGUUCAUUCCCGUGCAGUCCAAUCGGGCUCAGGAGGAGAAAAAGGAAACACACGCAAAUGACCUUCAUAUUGAUGAUUACAAGAACUGGAAACAGGUUGGUGAUACUGAGGGAGAAAAGGAAGAUUUAUUUGUAAGCCCAGCAGGUUUGUCUGAGGUGUUGCAAAUCCUGAUAAAAUCUUGUUUACAUGGUUCGUUCAAACUCAAAAAAGGUCUUGAAUUUUAGUACUAGUCGUCUCCAAGAGUUCUUCUGAAUUCGGUUAAGGUCCUUGAAAAGUAGUUGAAAACUCCAUAAAACCCUCUACCUUGUCUACACCAGACACCAUUUUCUGUGAAAUUAAAUUAUUUCGCAGAGGAAAUAUUGGCUCAUCCUUUGGAGAGGAUGAAGAAAGAAACUGUAAAAAAGUAAGAAACCGUAAAAAUUGAGGGAGAACGUAAAAACAUUUUUCUGCAUGAACAAUUAAUUAUUUCUGUUUCUUUAUUCUAUUUCUGUACCUCAGAUGCAAUUCCAAGCCAUACCCAGUCAUUUUGCAAAGUGUUGUUUCGGAAAGGACUUUAAAAUAAUGUGAUCAAACAUGGCUGAUCGAAGGAAUAAAAAUCAUAAAUGGCUCCAUGACGUGUUUUAGCCAAUAAGGUGUUCAAAAGGGGUUAAAGAAUGCCAAUUUAUAGGAUAAAUCUUAAUCCUUGAAAACUGUAAUUUGCCCUUGAAAAACCUUGAAAAGUCUUUGAAAUGUGUUCGUCUGAAGUUGUACGAACCAUGUAUUUACAUUGCGGGUCAUUACGAACACCCAUCACACGUAUAAAAAAGAAUGUUUUAAACUAUUUUUUACUUGCCAUAAAAUCUGUUACACUUUUUCUUGAAUUUCUUAUUUUAAAUAGCUGUAUAUCAAACACUCGAGAAUGUCUUUAACCCAGGGUUCAGGCAUACGGUUUCAAAUGGUGGUUAGCUCUUCAAAAGGGGUCGAAAGUUAUAUGAAAACGUAAAAAAUGCUGAGGAAUCUAGUCCAUUGAUUCUGUUUAUUGUCUUGUAAUACUCGAUAAGAUGUUACAAAAAACGUCUCUGAUUUUAUGUGAAAGCUUCAAUAAAUAUGCAUUUUACUGGUGAACUUAAACAAACCAAGAGCAACCAAAGACGGUUUCCUCCCAAAUGCAUUGAAGACACUUUUUAGGUUAUUCAGACUACUUUUAGACCUAUAGAAAUGGGGCUAUAAAAUUUGAAUCUAUUCAGUCAUCCUAGGGGAACUUGAGUCUUUUCGAAUUUCAUGCGCCUAAUUCAGAAUUAUUUCCCGGAAAAUUUUAGACGAAUUUUAGCGAAAGUGAAAAUUUGUUUGAUUCCUCUCUCCAUCGUAUUUUUGAAUGCGAAAAUUUUAGGUUCCCUUUUUCCUACGAGAAAUAGCCUACCCAUGGUGUGAAUUGUGAAAAAUGAAACUCCUGAAAAUCGUAGGGAAUUUAUUAGAUAAGCUUCGAAAAUUGUACAUGAAUGAAAUGGUCAUCUAGACUUUUUUAGCUGCCCUCAAUUAGUACAAAAUUCUAGGCAAUAUUUUCUUCUCCGACCAGAUAUUAAACAGAAAACAGUUGUCGGGUGCCCCUGACAAACAAACGAACGCAAUUUUUUAAAUUUAUCACCCUUUUUUUUAAAAAAGGGAAAUUUGCUUUAAAGUUUCGGAUACCAUAUUGGUUAACACAGUACCCAUGUCGCCAAUGAUAGUGCCUUGAUCUUUUAGCUGAUAAAGGGUUCUCUAUCGUUCAACGGUUAUCCUUUUGGUUUUCUGUUACAGGUUGUUAGUCCAAAAAUGAACAGUGCUAGUGUGCACACAUCAGCAGACCCUGAUGGUGAGUUAGUGAUUGAUCUUUCUUCACCUUCAGAAGAGGUCAAAGAGCGAACUGUCGAUUUGAUAAAGUAUGCGAAAGGUGAAGGUGUUAAAGAAGAACCUGUAGCCAAUGUUGAACUUUGGGAUUUUGCUGGACAACACCUGUAUUAUGCAUCUCAUCCUGUGUUUUUAACAUCACGUGCGAUAUACAUCUUGGUGUGCAACCUCAGUAAGUCGCUACAUGACACUGCCAAGCCAUGUGUUAGACAGGGAUCACACAAUGUUAUUUUGGACAAUCCAAAUGGAGAAACAAAUCUUGAGAAUUUGUUAUCUUGGCUUUCCACUUUGCACAGCAUCACAAGGUUAAGAAGAGAAGCUUGUGACGAUCAAGAAGAAAAGCUGCCUCAUCUCCGGCCUCCUGUGAUCAUUGUAGGCACCCAUGCAGACAAACCAUUUGAAGACAUUACAACCAUGAAGUCAGAAAUACAGAAGGGGAUUGCUGGUAGAGAAUAUGAAGGACACGUAGUGCGUCCAGUCUUUAGCAUUAACAACACUGCAAACCUACAUCAAAGCAGAAUAAAAAAGGUCUUCAGGCGUGGCCAUGCAGGUAAUUUAUGGGUUAAAGUCCUUAUUAAUCCAUCAAGAACCAAACGGGUUUUGCACCAUGCCUGUGAAAUUUCUUUUCAUUAAGUACCCAUGACCUUACAAUUUCCCAUCUGACUGACUUAAAUCGCCGCUAGGCAAUGACCCAACUUUAAAGUUGCGUUUCUGUUGAUUUACGAUUGACGUCAAUCAUAAUUAAAUUGGUCUGAUGAAAGAGAAAACCACUGUCAGAGAGUAGAGCUAGAGAAAAUGGCAGACGAUUUCCCACGCACCGAACUACUGCCCCAGAAACAUAGGAAUACAUAAAAAUACCCAUAAAAGCAAAGAAACGUGAGAAUGAAGAUUAUGUGACCUGUAGGAAUACAAAUCUAAAUGAAGAUAUGACCAUCGAUGGGGAAACCCACGUCCACAGACUCCAUUGGUUCUCUUAGGCUUUGGCAUUUACUGUGUAACCAAAAUAAUUUCCAUUCUGUCCGUAUAUAACCUCACCAUACCCAUAAAAAACGAACGGGGUAAGGGUUUGAUUUGAAAAACGUCUCUGGAAAAUCUUGGCAACGCCCUUUAAUGUUCUUCAAAAGAAAUAACAUCCGGCUUUAUAUCCCGAAACUGUUAAGAAACAGGAAAUGUUUAAAGACGGGGAUUUUGCGCAGAGGUAAGAGCUUUCUUGAGCUUGGAAUUUUAUUGGAAGUGAUAAUUAAACAGUUAUUGAUUUCGACUUUUGUAUGAUAUAGACCAUUAUCAACCUCCUCCAAUGCUUGCUCCAUAUUUGCAUUUGUUUUUAAGGGCAAGAUAAAAGCAUUGACGAGAUUCAAGCUCUGCGGGACAAAAUCAUGGAAGUCUUAAGACAGCAGCCGUACAUAGGGGAAAGGAUACCUGCAAGGUAAAUAAUCAUAGAUAGGAAACCAACACCUUAAUCUAACGAGCCUUUCAUUGUACAGAAUUGUGCGGAUAUUACAGUGCAUGCUACAUAUAAGUUCAACCAUCUCUCUGUCACAGACCGAGCUUACAUGGAGAGUGGGUCCCACUCUCCAGGUGUUGAGAGAGAGGAGGCUGAAACGGAAUACAUGCAUAUCUGUUUGAACUACUUUGUUUCAGUUCAAGGGUUCAGACGUGAAAAUCUCUUUCCAAAAACGUUUACUGCAUAAUUAUUAUUAAUAUGAAUUGUGGGAGAACGUGAUCCCAAAUUAAACGAAAAAAUGAAACACUGGCGUGAAACAAAGACAAAACAUUCAACGAGACAGGUGCAAGAUUGUAUAUGCAAUACUCGAUGACGCCCCCAAAAAAAAAAAAAAAAAAAAAAAGGAACCUUCAAGAUGCACUGUUUCUGCCUACGGGUACGGUUUUCCAAUUGAUCUUACUAACAAGGAUGAUGUCCACUCAGCAAAUGUGGCAAUAGCAUUGCCCUACCUAGGUAGGGCGAGGUAACCUGAGACAUACCUAGCAGCGGGAGCGAUGAUAAGGGCUCCAAUGUCAGGAGCUCAUAACUCGGAGUAGGCAACUCCUCUCUAUUUACCGUAUUUAUUAGAAUAAGCGCCCAACCUCGAAUUAGCGCCCACCUCGAAUAAGCACCCAUCCUAAAGGCAGAAAAAGUUAAUAAGCGCCCAGCCUCGAAUAAGUGACCAUCCCACCCCCUCCCCCUCCCAAUCAAACUCAAUUAGCGCCCACCCCCACCCCACCUACUUGAGCGAUAAUGAGAUUGAAAUUGAAUAAGUACUAAUAAGAGACUUCCCCGAAGACGGAGUGUUCUUCCGAGUAUUUUACAGAAACCUUGCUUUGUUACUUCUUUGCGUUUUGUUACUGGCAUUUACUGUUUUGUUGCAAAAUAAAAAUACUAUACUAAUUGCUGAAAAUGGUGAAAAUUUAAUAACCGCCCAGCCUCGAAUAAGUGCCCAUCUCGAAUAAGCGCCCACUCGCCAGGUCCAAAAAUUUAAUAAGCGCCCAGGGCGGUUAAUCGAAUAAAUACGGUACGUCAAGGCCUUUUCAGAGACCAGCUUAUAUUUAGAUCGGUUUAAACCUUUGAUACAGAGCAGAAGAAAUAUUCUAAAAUGUGUCUAAAUAACCUUGUGCAAGAAAAUGUCGUGAUAUAGGAAUACUAUAGAAGUUGCUGAAAGGGAGUUGUAUCCUGUUAAUGUACAGUGCAGUCGCAGGUAAGCAACAUAAUGUGACCCUUAAUAAGUGAAUGCUUGCAGGCGGGUACAUUUCGAUCCUCAGACUUUGAUUCACGCGGGGUAAAACAUAAACAAACCAGGCUUUAUAUUCGGUGAAAUUAUCUGGUGACGUUGACACCCUUGCCUAGUUGGCUCGGAAGGUCUGCAUGUAGCUGUACUAAAUCAAGUUCACUGCUUUGUAACCUGAAACCUUGUACUAAAUUUAUGCUCAUAUCAUUUAUUGUUUUUAAAUACUAGGUGGCUUAACUUCGAGAAGGUCAUCAGUGCCUUGCUGUCCAAGGAAGUUUAUCAUUUGACUGUAGAGCAACUCCGAACGUACGCUAAGGAUAAGUGCUUUAUUAAUGACGAGGAAGAGUUUACCACCAUGGUGAACUUCUAUCAUGACCUAGGGAUAAUUAUCAAGCACUCCUGCACAGUCAUUUUGAGUGCCAAGUGGCUGAUAGACCUGUUUAGGCAGCUGAUCACCAUUCCAUACUUUACUAACACGGUAAGGUCCAAAAUACAUGAGCUCUUUUUUUUAAGAGUUUCCUAUUUCAUAUUGGUUGCCCUGUUUUGUAAUCACUCUUCAUUUUAUUAUCUCUCAGGAACCCAAGGUUUCAAAACACUGGAAGGAAGUUGAAGAAAGCGGCGUCCUCAGCAUGGAACUGGUUGAUCAUGUGUUUUCCAAAUUUCUUCUGGAGGGCGUUGUCAGGGAGGACAUUUUGGACAUGAUGGAACAAUUUAGUUUGAUUGCAAACUUUUCACCUGCAAAGACUGAUAGAAAGUACUUUAUACCAUCUCAACUCAAAGUGCCACCUGAUUUACUUUGUGCCAUGGUACCCUCAAGCUCUGACCCUUGUCCUCUUUAUGUUUACUUUGUCACUGGUUUUAUCCCCCAUGGCCUGUUCACACGACUUGUUUCUAGGCUCAUCAGGUGGUGUUCUGAGGCUGGUCCAACUCAGCCACCCACGUUAUACCAAAGCGGAGCAUGGUUCGUCAUUGGAAGGCAAAUUGUCCAUGAUUUCGUCCUUAUCUGUAAGAAACAGUUCAUAAAGUUUUUUAUUAAGCAAAGAGCGCAAUGUCAGCAGAUCUCAGAGGAUGACACAAGCGAGGUGGCAGUUCAGGUGCGUGAGUUUGUUGAGGCAACUUUGCAAGCAUUGUCAAAUGAUCUUCUGUAUCUACGUGGAUUGCAGUAUCAGAUUCGGGUCGCCUGUCCAUACUGUCAGCUACAAGAGUGCUCAGGCCACAAUCAGAUGGCAUGUACUCAUGAACACUGUCUUCACCUCCUUGAGUUCAAACAAGGGGACCCACUGAUUUGCAAAAAGAAACCCUCAGGGGAAUUACUCACAGUUAGAGGACAGGAAAAGUGGUUCUUACCAAGACCAACUGAGGUAGGAAGUAACUAAAUUCAACCUAAGGCAAUGCUUUAAGGCUUAUAAUUACUCAUUAUACAUAUUAAAUACGUAACACCGACAAUCCUGAAAAUAGACUGCGGCGAUUUUCGUAUGACCUUGAAAAAUAGUUUUGGUAAGUGUUCGUUACAUGUUUUAUCUGCCAAUGGAUGAAAGGAUCAAAACAUGGACUCUUCAUUUUCACGCCAAAGAAAACCCUAAAAUGGAGAAGGCAUUGUUCGAUUGGCCAAUCGUGUUGCAGUAUGACAUCAAAGCAAAGUAUCGAUUGAUUUCUAGAAAUUUCACACCCGAGCGUUCGCUUAACCAACCAAAAGCCACGCGCGUUUGUAUCCGUUCAAUUAACCAAUCAAAUCGCUCUAUUUCCGUUCGUUUCUUAUUUCUGUUUUGUUCGCGAUUUUCAUUUUAAGGUCAUACGAAAAUCCUUCUAAUGUACACCAUGUAAACCAAAUGUUAACGACAAAACUGUUAACAAUUAUAGCGGGUAACGUCCAGUAAGAUCGUUGACUUGCAAAAGACCAUUGUAGAGAGGUUAUUUUGGAAGUUGGGACGCAAUCUAGUGGCCGUUGCCGUUUCGAUAAAUUUUGAUAAAUUAAUACAAGAGUUAUAUUGUAGGGACUGAAAAAGCUGAUCGUUAUUGAAGAGGUGCCAAUAGUAGAGAUUCGACUGUAUUGCUUUUGCUAAAUAUUAUGUCAAUGAAUGACUAGCCAUCUAUCUAAGCGGUAUUAAAAAGGCUUGUAAGAAGUCUGUGUCAUGUGCAUUAUUAGAUUGGAGAAAGAUGAUGUCGUGGUAGUCACCAAGUUUAACUCCAUUUAGCUUACCAUAAUGCUGUCCGUGGUGUAAGACAAAGGUUACAGACGACAUCAUUAGAAGGCGUCUACAUGUAGCUGCUUUUAACUGAGCAAGAAUUAGUACUUAAAUUCAAGCGAGUUGAUAAAGUCUGAAUCAAGUUUGAUAUUUCAAGCAUUUAAUACUUUACUUUGACGAAGCGGUUUACCUUUAAACGUCAGCCUUUGAAUCGAUAAAUUGGCCAUCAAAAUUAUGAGGAUGUGAACUGCGCAGCAUGGCAUUCUUGAAGGCUAAAAUAUAUCCCUGUUUAAAUAUGUAAUAAAUAAAUCAGUAAGUGAAUGAAUAAAUAAUUGACAUGCUAAAAUUAUUGGCUGCAAGUCUACUAGUGAAAUCAGUAUUAAUAUCUUAUUACGUCUACUGGCUGGGUUUUUUUCCUUUACAAACUUUGGUUUGUUACUGUUCAGUAAGUGUACAUCAUUUUGAGCAUAUUAUUAUCAGGUUUGCCAAAUUUUGUUUUUUAUUUUUAAAAGAAACCACCACCCUAGUCACCGAAGUUCUAUUUUAAACUAUUAAUUUUGCCUUUAUUACAGGAAGUGCAUCCUCUUCCAUCCUCAUUUACUACUGCACGAAGUCAUGCAGAACACUUAAUUUUGAAAGUUGCCCUCUUAGCAAAUGAAUGGGGAUCGUCAAAGGGUGGAUUGUCAACAAUGAACAGGACUCUUGCUAUAAAUUUGGCACAACACGCAAACGUAGAAGUCACCAUUCUUGCACCUGAAUUUGCGUGUAGCGAAGAAGACAAGAGAGCAGCUGAAAGUCACAAGAUUUCUAUCAGCGAGGCACAGCGUCGCCCCGGCUUUAGUGAUCCUCUUGUCUGGUUGUGCUUUCCACCAAGAGACCUUGACAUUCAGGUUGUGAUUGGCCAUGGUGCAAAGCUUGGUAAACAAGCCCAAAUUAUCAGAGAGUCUCAUUGUUGCAAGUGGGUGCAGGUUGUGCAUACAGAACCUGAAGAACUAGCGAUGCAUAAGAACUAUCCUAGUGCAAUUGCCAAAGGGGAGGGGAAAAACAGAGCUGAAGUUGACCUGUGUAAACUUGCAGAUGUCGUUGUGGCAGUUGGACCCAAGCUGAAGGAAGCCUACUCAUCCAAACUGCGUUCAUCUCAUCAAGAUAUCGUUCAGUUCAUACCGGGUUCCUUUGCAGAGCUUUCCGAUAUUGAGCAUGCUACACAAGAAAGUGCAAUUUUCAAAGUGUUAACCAUUGGUCGUGGCGAUUUUGAAGAUUUAAGUAUCAAAGGCUAUGACAUUGCUGCUAAAGCCAUUGUUGAGCUGCAGGACAGUUCUUACCGUCUGAUUUUUGUUGGUGCUCCUGAUGGAAAGCAGGAUGAAGUCGCAGAAAUCUUACUCCAGACAGGCAUUUCAAGGAACCAGCUGACUGUUAGAUCAUUUAUACAAAGCAAGAAAAAAUUGAAAGAGUUGUUUUGUGAAGUUGAUAUGGCCAUUAUGCCAUCAAGAACUGAGGGAUUUGGCUUGACAGCACUUGAAGCCAUGUCUGCUGGUCUGCCCAUUCUGGUUAGUGGAAAUUCCGGAUUCGGGGAAGUCCUUCGUGGUCUCACUGUAGGCAAUUCAUUAGUGAUCGAUUCUGAUGACCCCAAGGAAUGGGCCAAGGGAAUUGAUGCUAUUCGGAAAAAAUCGAGGAAACAGCGGCUUGACGAAGUUCAAAUCCUGCGAAAAAGUUAUGAAAAGAGAUUCAGUUGGAAAAGACAGUGCCAGUCACUUGUUGACAGGAUGAGGAAGAUGGUUUAUGGUGAGAAAUAA